Myotis brandtii (Brandt's bat) is the source of this 682-nucleotide messenger RNA. RefSeq names its product WD repeat domain 60 (gene DYNC2I1). The record is from RefSeq and is a predicted model, not a curated record. The annotation marks the transcript as partial. Gene Ontology annotation, molecular function: dynein heavy chain binding; dynein light chain binding. Gene Ontology annotation, cellular component: cytoplasmic dynein complex. The transcript has 5 exons. Gene Ontology annotation, biological process: intraciliary transport. NCBI's taxonomy places the organism in Eukaryota, Metazoa, Chordata, Mammalia, Chiroptera, Vespertilionidae.
CGAGCGGCGAUGGAGCCGGGGAAGAGAAGAACCAAAGAUGAAACAUGGACAGCAGAUGACCUCCGAAAACACCUUUGGUCGACACUUCCUAGAGAAGAUAAGAAACACAAGGAAAAGAAGCUACAUAAGGACUUGGAAACGGAUGCCCCAGAGUCCAAGGAGCAGAAGCCCAGGGACCCAGACCGGGAUGCCAAGCACAGGGAGAGGGUGGCAGACAGAGACCGCCAUGGCUCCAGGGAGUAUCCUCGUGGGGACAGAGACAAGGAGAAGCCACGGGAGAGGAGAAGGGACGCCCGGGACCUGGACAGAGAGAAGCUGAGGGACAAGGCCCGAGAGCAUGACACAGAGAAGCACCAGAGCCGAGGCAAAGACCGGGAGAGGGACCGGGAGCGUGAGGGAGAGCACCGGGUGCGGAGGGAAGAGCCCAAGCCUGUGGCCAGGCACCACUGGCCUGAGCACAGGAUGCGGUCAGUAAGUAAAGUAAGAACUGACGAGAAUGAGAGGAGGGAUGAGAACUCUGAAAGAGGAGAUGAAGAGAGAGAAAGAAGAUACCGAGAAAGGAAGAUGUGUCCCAGGCGGUGUCCUGACUCAGGAGGACAGGCGCGUGGCAUUUGUACUCCUGUGGCAGGUGUGUCCUGCAAGCUGAUGUCUGAUACCUGUGGCAAACCCACCUGCUGCAUUU